This is a messenger RNA of Pezoporus flaviventris, 717 nucleotides long. RefSeq names its product eukaryotic translation initiation factor 3 subunit B-like. The transcript has a single exon. NCBI's taxonomy places the organism in Eukaryota, Metazoa, Chordata, Aves, Psittaciformes, Psittacidae. Bases 34 to 717 code for a protein of 227 amino acids. The record is from RefSeq and is a predicted model, not a curated record.
UGUAAUACAGGCGGGCUCCAGCAGCACGGCGGGAUGGACGUGGCUGUGGGCUUGUACCUGGCCGUCCCGCUGCUCUUCACCGUCCUGGCCCUCGUCCUCGCCUCCGUCUUCAUGAGGCUGCAGGGAGCCGAGGGGGAGCGGCCCCGGGAGCUGGCGUCAGCCGAAGUGUCCCGGGAGAGCGGCCCCGGUGACCAAGCGGCGGAGGGAGCGGGGCCGGAGGCCGGGAGGGAGCGGCUGACGCUGGAGGAGGUCGGGGCGGUCGAGGAGGGGAAGAAGGCUGCUGCCGAGCAGCGGGAGGAGGUGGCGGAAGAACCGGGCCCCGCAGCCGAGCCCAGCCCCACGGCGCCCGAGAGCAUCCCCCGACAGCCGCCCACCGAGCCCUGCGAGCCCGAGCCCCAGGAGGAUGCAGAGAGCAAGAUACCACCUUUGGGAGCCUCUGGGUCCAGCCUCGGGUACCCGGGACAAGCGGAGGAUGCUGGAGACCAUGCAGCAUUUCCCAGCAAGUCAGAGGAGGAAGAUCUGGACUCAGAAAAAGAGAAGCUGGUGGUGAGAGAGCCAGCAAGCACAGCAGCUACACCAGCCCCAGUGACAAGUACAGCAGCAUCAUUUGAGAGUUCUGAAGGUUUUGAAUGGCCUUUGGGUACCCUUGGGACCUGCCUGCUGAUUGUGAUGGGGCACACAUACACAGUGUGUUUUACCCAUGACCGUUUUGUCUGA